GCGGGGUGGCCUCUUUCCAUGAGCGCCGUACGGCAUGCUGCGCGCUUUGUGCCCUACUGUGGCUGCACGUUACAAGCGGUGGACGAGCACAGGUAGACAUGUGCUUGGGCUUUGCGUGCCACAGUGGUUUGGCGCUGGCGACUUGGAGCAGGAUGCGCGAGAUGCAGUUGCGCGAGGGGCCACCUUGGGCUUCCAAGUCUUGCAGCGUGAGCUGGGGGGCUGUGUGGCGUCGCAAUGGAAAGUCGUUGACGUCGACCACAGGGAGCGUGUGGGGGCUGGCAAAGUGAAGUAUCAUUCAGCUUUGAGCAAGGUGGCAGUCCAAAUGUCUCAGCAGUUGCAAAUGGUUCAGCCGGAACAGGUCUUCACCAUUGGGGGCGAUUGUUCGGUGGACUUGGCUCCUAUGAGUUACUUGCGACAACGCUAUGGGCCCCGGAUGUUGGUGGCCUACAUCGAUGCCCAUGCAGAUCUCAAUGCGGAGUGGGAAACGCCUUCCGGGCACUUCCAUGGCAGCAUGGCAAUUGAUAGGUUUUGGACAGUUUUUUUUCUUUGCGAUGCUUGA
This is a messenger RNA of Cladocopium goreaui, 559 nucleotides long. NCBI's taxonomy places the organism in Eukaryota, Dinophyceae, Suessiales, Symbiodiniaceae. The record is from the annotation of a GenBank genome assembly.